AUGCGAUUAGCCUAUGUACGGAAUAAUCUUGAGCCUUUCUCAGAUCAGUUUCUCCCAGCACUAUGAAAACUUUGGUGACUCUGUUGGUGCUUCUAAUGGCCACAGUAAAUGGAAUUGAAUCAGGAUCGUUUUUUGGAAGCACUGCAUCUGAAGAUUAUUACAAACGAAGCAAUGUUUUCGAUUGCCUUAUCAGAUAUUACCUCCCGUUAUCUGAAAACGACGGAACACCGGUUUUCGGGGGUCAGAGAGCUUUUGAUGGGGAAUACCGACACAUGGUUGCAAUUGGUUGGGUAUACAAUGACAGCAUAAAGUACUUGUGCGGAGGUAACACAAUUCAUGAAAAGUUUGUACUGACAGCUGCACAUUGUUACGUUUUCGUUGAUGAGGUUCUUCCGACUAUCGUGCGAGCAGGAGACACCGAUCUGGGUGAUAAUGAAAAUGACUUUUUGGUUCAGCAACGGAACAUUUCACGGGUCCUGAGGCAUCCGUUACAUCGAUACAGUAAAAGCUAUCAUGAUAUUGCAUUGGUCGAAUUAGACGAGGCGCUGUUUUUUAAUUUGUUAAUAUCUCCUGCGUGUCUAUGGCUUGAAAGUUACAUCCCCCCGGAACCACUCAAUAUUGCUGGCUUCGGUGAAGUGAAUCUGGCAGAAGGUCCCAGUUCAACCCUUCAGCAGGGUUAUGUUACGCUUCAACCACCACAGAAAUGCGAGAAGAUGCUGCCUUCCAGACGUAUUCCUGACGGAAUAUUGGAGAGCCAAUUUUGCGCAUCCCACGACGCUAUGGAUACAUGUGAGGGUGAUUCAGGCGGUCCAAUCGAGUUAAGAAGAAUCGACCUAUACAAACAAGAAGUUUCCCUAAUCGUCGGAGUUACAUCGUUUGGAACGGCUUGCGGUAGUGGAUCGAUUGGAGUGUAUACAAAAAUUUCAAACUACGUAGAUUGGCUAGAAGAGCAAACGAACCAGUCGUACGCUUAUGAUCAAUGUGUGUCGCGAAUUUUACAUUCGAAGUAUCAACCAUUUGAAAUCUCACACAUUCCUACGAACACACCAUUCCCAUACGUUCAUCUGAUAAGGAAUCGUUCUGCUGAACUCGAAUAUGACUGUAUGGGAACUCUAAUCGACGAUCAGUUUGUUGUUACAUCGGCACUUUGCGCAACACAUCAAGCCGGUUCCCCGAAGUUCAUAUAUGUUCCGGCGAAUGAGGAAUACGUGGCCAUUGAUGAAGUGAUUCCACAUCCUCAGUAUGCAGUGAAUUCCCUGGCAAAUGAUAUUGCCUUGAUAAAGUUGACAAAAUUUUUGAAACGUGAUCUCAAGCCAGUUUGUCUAUCGCAACCAGAAUACUCUAGUCCAAGUCCUGCAGUGGUGGCGUUUAUGAUCAACACAGCCACAGUGGAGAAAAGAAACUUCGAAUAUUUUUUCAAGUACUUUUUACCCGAAAAGGAUCAAUGUCACGGAUCGACAAAUGAAGUUUGCAUGCAAAGUAACCUUCCGUUGAUUCCCAAUAUUUGUCAGGUUAUGGAUGGCGCUCCUAUUUUAGAAGUGAACGACUUUGGUAUAUCUUUGCUCUACGGCAUAUCAAAUGCUAAAAGGAGCAAAUGUGACGGAAAACUUCGAGGUACUUUAAUUGAACCGCAUACUGAAUGGAUAAACAGUGUUUUUCAGAGCUACAUUCUAAGAGAAGUUCUGAUUUUCACUUAGUUUUAAAAAUUGUGGCAUUAUUUAUCAAAAAAAAUAUGUUUUGUUACUUGUGAGAUGUAGUUAUUGUUAAGUCUACGAUACAUAAAGUAUAAUAAAUCGUUAGG
Messenger RNA from Armigeres subalbatus, 1801 nucleotides. RefSeq names its product polyserase-2-like. The transcript has 6 exons. Gene Ontology annotation, biological process: proteolysis. Gene Ontology annotation, molecular function: serine-type endopeptidase activity. The coding region runs from base 63 to 1697 and encodes 544 amino acids. The record is from RefSeq and is a predicted model, not a curated record. NCBI's taxonomy places the organism in Eukaryota, Metazoa, Arthropoda, Insecta, Diptera, Culicidae.